ACCGACAUGAAAAUUUUAGAAGGUAAUUAUUAGAGUUCUAGGAUUUAGAGAAUGUCAAAUUAUUUUUAUUGGGGAGUACAACAAUUCAAGAAAAUCUGGAAGCUGGAGCAUCAAAUAUAAAGUAUUAUAAGAACAAGAAUUUACAGAAAUGUAAUAAUUUCAAACGCAUAUGCUAGAGGUUAUGGAAAUUAUGAUGAAAAUGGAGUUAAGAUUGGAAAGUGGGUCAAAUUACAUAAGUGUUUAAGAGAGUAUAUUGCUUAUUAUAUCAUAGUGAUUGUAAAGUCACUUAUGUAGGAUAAUAUACAAAUGGCUUAAAAGCAGGUAGAUGGGAUACACUUUAUCAUAAGAUGUAUACCGAUGAAAACAAGAUCAUGUAGUUAAAAAUUAUAUUGUAGAGGUGGAGAUGAGAAUGGAUUAAAAAUUGGAAAAUGGGUUGAAUUAAACAAAUAUUUUGAUUCGUAUUUUAUACCUAUGUUUAAGGUGGAGUACAGAGCUUCUGAUUGGAGAAUAUUAAAAUGGUAGAUAAUUAGGAGAAUUUAAGGACGAAUAAUUACAAUGA
Paramecium octaurelia is the source of this 559-nucleotide messenger RNA. The record is from the annotation of a GenBank genome assembly. Lineage: Eukaryota; Ciliophora; Oligohymenophorea; Peniculida; Parameciidae.